AGUGCUUUGGACUCUCGCUCCCAAAGAACCCGGAAUUUGCAAUCCCUAAUGUUCCAGAUUUCACACUUCCGAAAGAACCUGGAUUCCCAUUUGCAAAUACUCCUGGAAUCAACAGCAUGGAUAUUCCCGAAGUAUCAGCUCCACGCAUUCCUGAAUUCUUGGUUCCAAAUGUCCCUGACUUCAGAUCUCCAAUCAUCCCUGAAUUCAUGGUUUCACAUGGACCUGAAUUCGGUGUACGAAAUAUGCCUGAAACCAUGGUCCCAGCUGUACCCAACUUCGCUGUUCCAAAUGUCCCUGAUUUUAAUGGUCCGUCUGUUCCUAACUUUGCCGUUCCAAAUAUCCCCGAUUUUGCCAAUUUCGUUGUUCCAAAUGCCCACGAUUUUACUAGAGAAGUUUUUUCAAACUUCGCUGUUCCAAAUGCCCCCGAUUUUACUGGUGAAGCUGCACCUAACUUCGCUGUUCCAAAUGCCCCCGAUUUUAAUGGUCCACCUGUUCCUAACUUUGUCGGGGAAGAAAGCAAGCCACUGGAGCAGCUACUCCUUGAUCUUGAGCUUCAAAAGACCCACAAUGCCCCAAGGUCACCUCUGGUUGUCCCAUUCACCUUGAACUCUUUCGAUACCAACAGCGAGGCAGUUCCCAUUAACCCCUUCGUGAAUAACAACAACCAGUUGCCCCCAACUGCCAUUAACCCAUUUAUGAUCAAGAGCCAAUCACGAAAUCCUUUUAUGACCAAUAAUCAAUCACCGGAUCUUUUCAUGGCCAAUAAUCAAUCACCCCAAAUCCUCGACACCUUCGCACCUCCAAUCAACCCAUUCGUUUUCCUAAAAAUGCAAGGUUUCUCACCCGUUUACGGAGGACCCCAAAUCUUUAACAGUAUGCCGUUUCAACUCCAAGCUGCCAACGGAUACGAAACGGAUCAUAGUGAACCCCAGCUAAGUAAUGGACCAGUUCACGGUAACGACAUCGUAAAUCCUCAUGCUUCUGAAGCUUCUGACGCCCGGGGCCUUCAUCAUGCGGUGACGGGUCGGGUGAUCGACGUCUCAAACCAGGAAAUGUUUAACGAGGAAACAGAGAAAUUCCAAGACUACAACCCAGUUCCAGUUACAUCGCCAUUUACACAAAUGGACGUGGUACAAGGCCCUCACGAUCGUUUGGACUUUGACGGUUCUUAUAAUGCACUUGAUCAGCCUGUCCCUUUCUUUUAUUAAUACGAAGGUUUACAAAGAG
This is a messenger RNA of Penaeus monodon (black tiger shrimp), 1227 nucleotides long. RefSeq lists its product as uncharacterized. The record is from RefSeq and is a predicted model, not a curated record. Bases 117 to 1208 code for a protein of 363 amino acids. NCBI's taxonomy places the organism in Eukaryota, Metazoa, Arthropoda, Malacostraca, Decapoda, Penaeidae. The transcript is spliced from 3 exons.